Molecule: messenger RNA, 2607 nt
Organism: Cryptomeria japonica (Japanese cedar)
Lineage: Eukaryota; Viridiplantae; Streptophyta; Pinopsida; Cupressales; Cupressaceae
Product: chromatin-remodeling ATPase INO80
Exons: 2
Coding region: 509-1987 (492 amino acids)
Source: RefSeq, a predicted model, not a curated record
CUAUUAGGGGCAAAAUUGCUCGCAAGUCACAAGGUAGGUAGUCCAAUCUGGAGAAAGACACGAAAGCAAUGUAAGAAUUCUCUAAUUUUAGUAGAGUCGAGGAAUAUUUAAAAAAGAGGAAAAUUCGGACAUGGAACCAAAUUUCAUCGGAGCGAAGGGACAUUUGAAGUUACAGACGAAGAAGACAAGAGGCUUAUUUUGUUUGUCUAGAUGCGAGAAUCAAUGGGAGUGUGGAAGGCAAAAGAUUCUUUAAACAUUUUCAGGAGCGGCUGCGUCGAAUGAAUCGCAUUAUGUAACAUUAGGAAUGAAAUGGGUCACAUGUAUUACGUGAGUUUCCGAAGGCAAUGUUAGGAUGGAAGGGAGUACAUUCGCUGAGGUGGGUUUGGAAGGUUAUGCGAUUUGGUGGUAUGAGAUUAAAUUUUAGGAUCUGCGGCAAAGAAACAAUUCUGUUUGGGGAUGUACUUGGGUAAUAUGUGUUGUGUGAGUAGCUGAAGAUAAUAAAAGCGGAAUGGAAGGAAGUGUAAUGGAUGGAGCAAUGUUGUCUGGAAGUCCUUCAAUGGCUGAUCCCUUGCAACUGCAGCAUUUUUCUCGUCAGGCCCGGCCUUUUGGUGGUAGUCCUAUGCAGCUUCUGCCCCAUAUGGCCACUGCAGGUGGACAGGAUACUACACAUAUGCAUCCGCAACAACAGCAGCAGCAGCAGCAACAACAGCAUCAUCAUUGUUUUGGCCAUGAUGUCAAGAGUCUGGGCAGAAACUCUAAUAGGUGUAAACCCUCUCAGAGCGAGGAGGAUGAGCCGAGUUUUACAGAGGAUGGGACGGAUGGUUCCAAGGGCGGUAAGAAGGAGAAAGAUACCUCUCCCUGGCAUCGCAUGAAGUGGACUGAUGAGAUGGUCAGGAUUCUCAUCACUGCUGUCUUGUGGGUGGGAGAGGAGGGCGACUGUACACACGAGGGUAAUGUUAAUAGUAAGAGGAAAUCUGGGAUUUUGCAGAAGAAGGGCAAGUGGAAGUCAGUGUCUAAGUUGAUGAAUAGCAAGGGGCAUCCUGUUUCUCCCCAGCAAUGUGAGGAUAAGUUCAAUGAUCUCAAUAAGAGGUACAAGAGGCUGAAUGAUGUCCUUGGCAGGGGAACUGCUUGUGAGGUAGUUGAGAACCCUUCCCUUCUUGAUAAGAUGGGUCAUCUCUCUGACAAGGCCAAGGACGAUGUGAGGAAAAUCUUGAGUUCUAAGCAUCUCUUUUAUAGGGAGAUGUGUGCAUACCAUAAUGGGAAUAGAAUUCAUUUGGAAUCUGAUCAUGGGAUGCAGCAUCCCGGUAUGAUGAUGAUGCAUCAUAGUGCAAGAACGAGAGACGGACACGAGUUGUUUAGGCCUACGAUUGAGGACACAAGUGGUGGAUGUGGUGGUGGCGGGGAGGAGAAUGAGGAGGAGGAUAUAAAGGAGGAGGAGGAAGAUGAUGAAGAUGACGACGACGAUGAUAAUGAGAAUGAAGGAGAUCCAGAGAUGGAGGUUGGAAUGGAAGAAAGCUUGAAAAGGCCGAGGAUGAAUGCAAAUUGGGAUGAUAUGAAUUUGUGGUCAUCACCUGGAUCUCAGGAAUUUGGAAGGCCCAAUGUCCAAGACAAUUUCAACCAGGAACUUAUGGGUGUGUUGCAGGAUCCCACUAAAGCAGAAUGGCAGAAGAGACAAUGGAUGAAGACUCGAACUAUGCAAUUGGAAGAACAGAAAGUGAUGAUUCAAGCUGAUGCAUUUGAACUGGAGAAACAACGGAUGAAGUGGAAGAAAUUUAGAAGUAGGAAGGAUAGAGAAUUGGACAAGCUUAAGUUGGAGAAUGAAAGGAUGAAACUAGAAAAUGAGCGAAUGGCAUUGCAAUUGAAGGAGAAGGAAUUGGAAUUAGAGUUCAAAAGAUCUGAAGCAUCUAUGCCAUCUGUCACCCUUAAGAUGGACAGGUUUCGUGGAAUGGAGCAGCAUGAUAUGGUUAGAGGAGAGUCGAUGCAGUGAAUCAUAGAAGAUACAAAAUACCGAUUUUAUGAAGUUCUCAAUCUUUGGAUAAGGCAGAGGUUUGUUACAUGUUGUCAGCACCCCUGUAUUGCUGAGCACAUGCAGGUAUGCCUAAAGCAUUAAGCACCUCUAUUGAAUAGGUUUUUCUAUGAAUUUGUUGAUAAAAACUACUGUAAAUGAGACCAUUGUGAGCCCACAAAUGGUUGAGAUAAAUCAAGGAUGCAGCUGAAUAACUAGGAGGCAAAAUAUAUUAGGACAGAUGUGCAUGAAACUUAGAGAUGAAGAAAAUUGAUUUUGUGUAGGCUUCAGUAAUUUAGCCAGGGUGGACAGUAAUCAUAGGAGUUUUGCCAUGUUUGGAAAAAAGAACCUAUUAUAGUUUAUUUGAAUGCACUUUGUAAAUUAUAUACAGCACAGCUUUUGGUUUUGUUGAUGAGUAGCAAGUUCAAGUUGCUAUGUUUAAGGAUAUGAAUUGAUAAGAUUGUGAACAACAACAUGGAUUGCUGGUUGGCCUCUUAACACUUAAAAUUCCUGUUAUGGUUUCAUCUGUGAAGUAUUUAAAUCAUCCCAAAUAAGUGCCGUUCUGUUCGUAAUAUCUGAAUAAAAAGGAACGAAUUUAUCAA